UGAACAUUAAGCGGAGCAGACCAAAAUCCCAAACAAGGAAAUGGUGGGGGAAUAAAACGAUCAGAUUAUUUAAUUAAUGCAUGUAAUAAUUAAUAUUUUAUUUUAUUGUAAAUUAAGAAAUAUUUAUGGGUGAAAAUGGAUUACGACUUCAAAACAAAGCUCGCGGCCGAAAGGGAGAGAGUGGAAGAUCUGUUCGAAUAUGAAGGUUGCAAAGUGGGUCGAGGCACCUACGGGCAUGUUUAUAAAGCUAAGCGCAAAGACGGGAAGGAUGAAAAGGAAUAUGCCCUGAAACAGAUUGAAGGUACUGGAAUAUCAAUGUCUGCCUGCAGGGAGAUCGCGCUGCUCAGAGAACUGAAGCACCCCAACGUGAUCGCCCUGCAGAAAGUGUUCCUGUCUCACAGCGAUCGGAAGGUGUGGCUGCUCUUUGACUACGCUGAGCACGACCUAUGGCACAUCAUAAAGUUUCACCGGGCCUCAAAGGCCAAUAAGAAGCCCAUGCAGUUGCCACGAGGGAUGGUGAAAUCUCUCCUCUAUCAGAUUCUGGACGGGAUUCAUUAUCUCCAUGCCAACUGGGUGCUGCACAGAGAUCUCAAACCAGCCAACAUCCUGGUGAUGGGGGAGGGUCCUGAACGUGGAAGAGUCAAAAUCGCGGACAUGGGCUUCGCCAGACUCUUCAACUCGCCCCUGAAGCCCCUGGCUGAUCUCGACCCGGUCGUGGUGACCUUCUGGUACCGGGCGCCUGAGCUGCUGCUCGGAGCACGACAUUACACCAAAGCGAUAGACAUCUGGGCGAUCGGCUGCAUCUUCGCCGAGCUGCUGACGUCGGAGCCCAUCUUUCACUGCCGCCAGGAGGACAUCAAAACCAGCAACCCCUUCCACCACGACCAGCUGGACCGGAUAUUCAGUGUCAUGGGCUUCCCGGCAGAUAAGGACUGGGAGGACAUUAGGAAGAUGCCCGAGUACCCCACCCUUCAGAAAGACUUCAGGAGAACAACGUAUGCAAACAGCAGCCUCAUCAAGUACAUGGAGAAGCAUAAAGUAAAGCCGGACAGCAAAGUGUUCCUCUUGUUACAGAAGCUCCUCACGAUGGACCCCACGAAAAGGAUCACCUCAGAACAGGCACUGCAGGAUCCCUAUUUCCUGGAAGACCCUUUACCCACAUCCGAUGUGUUUGCUGGAUGUCAGAUACCCUACCCAAAAAGAGAAUUUCUAAAUGAGGAUGAACCUGAAGAAAAAACUGAGAAGAACCAGACCCAGCAGCACCAGCAGACGGCUGCGCAGACGCAGGCUCAGACGCAGCAGCAGACCGCCGCCCAGCAGGCCCCCUCCCAGCAGAGCUCCGCCCAGACCAACGGCACCGCCGGCACUGGGGGGGCCACGGCCGGCAGCGGCCUGCAGCACGGCCAGGACCAGGGGCCCCCCAACAAGAAACCUCGCAUCGGGCCCUCGGGGGCCUCCUCAGGCACGGGGGUCAUGCAGUCAGACUACCAGCACUCCAGUUCCCGCCUUGGUUACCAAAGCAACGUCCAAGGUUCCACUCAGUCCCAGAGCACCAUGGGAUAUUCGUCCUCAUCUCAGCAGAGCUCUCAGUACUCCCACCAGUCACAUCGCUACUGAGGCCCCCCCGGGCAGGUCUCGUCCUCUCUCGCCACCCAAGUUUCGCCCUGUCUAGCCCCUCCCUCACUUCCACAUAGACCCCUCCCUCUUUUCCAUAUCACACUGCCCUCACUCCGAUAUUAACCCUGCCCUCAGUCCAUGUAGACCCCGUUCUCACUUCCAUAUAGACCCUUCCCACACUCCCACAUUAUCCCCGCCUUCACUCCCAUACAAACCCUGUCCUCAGUCCCAUAUUAACCCCGCCCUCACAAACUUAUUACCCCCACCCUCACUCCCACACAGGCCCCGCCCUCACUGCCAUACAAACCCCGCCUUCACUCCCACACAGGCCCCGCCCUCACUGCCAUACAAACUCUGCUUUCACUCCCACACUUCCAACAAGCUCUGUCCUCUUCUGUCAGCUCCACUCUGGCCCUCACUUCCAUGCGACACUUCCAAAUCCUUACUCCCGCUCAGGACUCACCCCCAGCUCCUCCAAGACCUCGCUCUGAUGUCCACAUGGGCCUUCACCUUGCCCUGUCUUGGGGUUUUUGCAAUACGAAGGCAUAUUCAACAUAGGAACCAAAAACAAACCCUCCCUUGCCCUUAGCGAAAGGGUAAUAAAAAGAUUUUUUUUUUUUACCUGUUGUUUUAUUUUAGAAAAAAGAAAAUACGAAAUAAAGGAGUAGGAAAGGGUCCGGCACAACCUCUUGGCAAAACCGUGCUUCACAAAGACAAUGUUCUCAGAACGAGAGCACUUAGUUCCUCCUGAGGACGAAUCGCAGCUCUGUUCAUUAAUAUACUGCUCCUUUUGUAUUUGUUUGACCAGAGACAAUGUUCGCUCUGCAGAGUUUUCAAGUUUACUUCAGUUUUUUAGUUGUCUUGGUAAAUAUUUUUCAUAAUAUGUCCACCGAUGGGAUGAAACACAGGAAAAUCAAGCCCUUUACAUUCAUUUUUUUCCACACUGAAUGAUUCCCAUCACGGAUUUAUAUCUCAUCAAGAAACGUGUUAAAAAAAAAAGAGCAAAACAAAAGGAAAAAAGAAACAAACCAACAGCUAACUGAUAUGAAACAAACGUAACAAGCUUUCGAAAUUCUUCUAUAGUGUAAUUUUGAAAUUGCAUUUGUACAGAUGGAGUACCGGCUGACCAGCUGGUGUCAUUGCAGGGAUUCUAUAACAUGCAGUCUAUCUAAAUGUGUUGUUAGAGUUUGUUUUAUAAUGAAUUUAGGCACCUGUAUAUAGAUUUGCAGAUUCUCAGAGAGUGUGGCGAGAGGGAGGCGCACACACUCACUCUGCACCCUGGACAGCAAACGCCACUUCCCUCUGGCCUGGACCACCACCGUGAGUUCCUGGACCCUUCCCACAAUCCACACAUCAUGCAAACGCCGUGUCAUUACAUUUUACAGAACUGUACAGAUCUCUGUCUUUUCGUCUUUUUUGUGAGAAGGAAACAGGCCUGUAAUCAUGCUACAGGAAUUUCAAUGUGCUUCGGAGGCUGGGUUUAUGAAUAUGGGGGUGUUUCUCGAGCCCAGCGGAUCUGUGCGUAUUGGUCACAGCAUGAGGCACUCUGCAGACACCAUGGAUUGGCUGGCUGUGCUGUGGAGAGAGGGGUCAAAGGUCACAGUAUGCACAUCACCACAAAGAGCAGCUAACAGUUACUAAAGCGUUCCAGAGACUGUUACCUCCCGGUGUUUUCUUUCAUGUCUGUGUAUCAUUACUCUAACCAUCAUUGUUAUUUCAAAAAAAAAAAAAAAAAACUCUCACGUACAUUUUCCUCCAAACUCAGCCUAAGGGAAUGCACUGCCGACAGCCUUCAAGAGGCCCUGGAACAAAGACCCCUGAAAGAGCCCCUCUCCUGCCCCGCCUCUCUGCCUCGCAGCCACACCUGACUGAGCACUGAGUAUUUCAGCUGACACUGCUGCUCUCUGCGGUACUUACCCUGUGAAAGCAGUCAAAAGGAGCCAUGCUGCGUGACCUAAAACAUGGAGGUGGAACUCGCCCGCACCGACUAUCCUGUUCUGUGAAGGGUUUGAGUGCAAGGACAUUGUGCGCUAGGGACAUCUAGUGGUCAUCAGUGGAACUGAGCCCCUCUCUCUCUUCUUUUUCCUGCUGUCUGUGUCCCUUUUUUCUGCACACUCCAACAGAGUGCUCUCGGUGGUGGCAAUGACAGCCCUGCAGAAACAGCCGGAGUAGUGUAUCACCAGUGCUUGACAGCUUGUGGCCCUCUCUCUCCGUUUAUUCUCACAAGCCAGGAUCACGGUAACCUUUUUUUUUUUUUUGGAAGAUGACGUUUUUAACCUGUUUAAAACUGCCUUUGCGCUGUACAGAAAUCACCAGCCGUACACUGCUGGCACACACUGAAGACAGACACUGUCUCCUCUCGAGGUUCUGGAACUGGCCCUGGUGUUAGGAGGGGAACAGUGUACCCUCACGUUGCGGCAUGGUGGUCCACCAUGGUUCUGGUACCGG
This is a messenger RNA of Megalops cyprinoides (Indo-Pacific tarpon), 4065 nucleotides long. RefSeq names its product cyclin-dependent kinase 19 (gene cdk19). Lineage: Eukaryota; Metazoa; Chordata; Actinopteri; Elopiformes; Megalopidae. The record is from RefSeq and is a predicted model, not a curated record. The transcript has 13 exons. Gene Ontology annotation, cellular component: nucleus; mediator complex; cytosol. Gene Ontology annotation, molecular function: ATP binding; cyclin-dependent protein serine/threonine kinase activity; RNA polymerase II CTD heptapeptide repeat kinase activity. Gene Ontology annotation, biological process: protein phosphorylation. Bases 136 to 1617 code for a protein of 493 amino acids.